GAAAAAAAAGUACUUAAAACAUGUCUUCUGCGAUCUUGUUUUGUGCAUUGCUUGCUUCGACCUUGUCUCUAGUUUAUGCCCAAAGUCCCAAUUGCACGAAUGCCACCGCCGUGUUCACUUUGGGCGAUUCGAUUGUCGACAGUGGAAACAACAACUAUUUUGUGAACGUGAGUUUCACAAUUGCCAGAGCAAAUCACACUCCCUAUGGUGUUGAUUACCCCAAUCAAAUCCCCACUGGCCGAUUCACAAACGGAUUAGUUCUUCCUGAUUAUCUUGCUCAAUACUGUGGAAUCAACAGGGCACUCCCGUUUCUCGAUCCAAAUGCGAAUGGGGUGAAUCUAACCCAAGGUGUAAACUUGGCUUCUGGAGGUGCGGCGAUCAUAGAUGCUCUCUCCAGCAAUCUGACUCCUUACAACUUUAGCCUCCAAGUCCAGUGGUUUGCGAAUGUAACUCAGAGGCUUCAGGCUCUAGAAGGCGUGGCCGCAGCAUCAGCUCGAAUUGCAAAAGCACUCUUCAUUCUAAGCUUUGGAUCCAAUGAUUUCUCCAACAAAAACUUUAGCAUCUACCUCAAUUACACAGACGCGGACUUUCGAGCCCUCAUGAUCACCACUUUUUCGAGCAGAAUUAAGGACUUAUACAAUCUGGGAGCUCGCAAGUUUAUAAUUCCAGCGCUGGGACCUUUGGGUUGUACUCCCAUAGCGAUCACGAUCCAAUGCUUGAGCGCUGGCAACUUCUUCCCAUCUUGCCGGACAAAUUGCAACGAGAACUCAAACAAUUUGGCUUACUCUUACGACGUGGAUCUCCAGACCGCGCUCAACUCUCUCCAGGCAAACCUGACGGGAUCCAAGUUCUACUUCAACUUCGAUGCUUACAACGUGACAAGGGACGCCAUCUCAAACCCUUCCAACUAUGGCUACACGGUGGUGAAUAGAGGCUGCUGUGGAUUCGGCUUUACAGAGAUUGGAGAUGGUUGCAAUGGGACCAUGGUUUGCUCGUCCAGAUCCUCGUACAUGUUCUUCGAUGCCAUCCAUCCCGGACAAGAUCUCAUCAAAUUGCUCGCCAAUCGCUUGUUUCCAUCGCUUGCGAGCUAAUGUAAAGCUUUUCCCGCUUCAUAAAAUAAAGCUCACUCCA
Messenger RNA from Selaginella moellendorffii, 1131 nucleotides. Its product is annotated as GDSL esterase/lipase At1g58430. Lineage: Eukaryota; Viridiplantae; Streptophyta; Lycopodiopsida; Selaginellales; Selaginellaceae. The transcript is spliced from 5 exons. The record is from RefSeq and is a predicted model, not a curated record. Bases 21 to 1091 code for a protein of 356 amino acids. Gene Ontology annotation, molecular function: hydrolase activity, acting on ester bonds.